Molecule: messenger RNA, 1427 nt
Organism: Saccoglossus kowalevskii
Lineage: Eukaryota; Metazoa; Hemichordata; Enteropneusta; Harrimaniidae
Product: protein arginine methyltransferase NDUFAF7, mitochondrial-like
Biological process (GO): mitochondrial respiratory chain complex I assembly
Cellular component (GO): mitochondrion
Molecular function (GO): protein-arginine omega-N symmetric methyltransferase activity
Source: RefSeq, a predicted model, not a curated record
CUUCCCACAACAAUAUUCACGUGUGUUGGUCUGGCGAGUGAAUGAUACCUCCAGAUCCUCCAGACAGUGGUGUAACGAUGGCGCUAAUUCGAUCAAGAAUACCAUUUCUGAUCAUUAGAUCUACCGCUUCGUCUAUAGGCUGCAAGCAUAGAAUGAACAGAAGAUCAUUUUGCCAAAAAACAGAUCCCAAGAACUUGCUUUUGAACCAGAUAAAACAAACAAUCCACAUCAAUGGUCCAAUUAGUGUUGCAGAUUACAUGCAAACUGUCUUGACCAGUCCUCUUUCUGGAUAUUACAUGAAGAAAGAUGUAUUUGGAGUACAAGGUGAUUUUAUUACAUCACCCGAAAUAAGUCAAAUGUUUAGCGAGUUGAUAGGAAUAUGGAUUGUUCAUGAAUGGCUGAUAUCUGGAAAACCAAAGACUUUACAGGUUGUUGAACUGGGACCAGGCAGAGGAACGUUAUCAGACGAUAUUUUAAGGGUAUUUGCAAAGUUCCAAGGAAUUCACGAUGCAGUGUCACUUCAUUUGGUCGAGGUUAGCCCAAAAUUGAGUCAAAUGCAGGAAGAAAAACUAACAGGAGACACAAAACAAAAUCCAUCUACAAACAACAAGGACAAUGAGCAUGCAGUGCUGUCUGGUAGUUAUAAAACAGCGUUGAGCAAAACUGGCAUUCCUAUUACAUGGCAUACAAGCAUCUCGGACAUUCCAAAAGGAGUACCGACAUGCUUUAUAGCCAACGAAUUCUUUGAUGCGUUACCGAUACACAAAAUACAGAAAACUACGAAGGGUUGGCGCGAAAUCUUGAUUGAUGUUGCAAACGAUUCAUCUGAUCAGCUACGGUUUGUACUGUCUCCCACGGAAACGCCGGCAUCACAGUUAUUUAUUGAGGUAUGAUGAAAAAAGGAUCAUGUGGAGGUUUGCACGAUGGGAGGAGUGAUAGUAGAAGAAAUAGUCAAAAGAAUCGACCAUAGUGGCGGUAAUGCUCUCAUUGUUGAUUAUGGUCAUAAUGGAAACAAAACGGAUACUUUCAGAGCCUUCAAAGAACAUGAACUACAUGACGUGUUGAAGGAGCCUGGUAGCGCUGAUCUAACUGCUGAUGUGGAUUUUUCAUAUUUACGAAAAACUAUCGGUGACACAGCCCUCUGUUACGGACCUAUCACACAGGAGAAGUUUUUGCUAAAUAUGGGCAUUGAAGUCAGAUUAGAGGCCUUAAUGAAAAAAGCCACCAAAACUCAACAAAAGAAUUUGAUGUCUGGAUAUAAAAUGUUGGUUGAUCCGAAGAGCAUGGGCGAGAGAUUCAAAUUCUUCUCGAUAUUACCGAAGCCAAAGAACGGCGAAACUACAAGGCUACCGACUGGAUUCUUUGAAACAGAGCAAAAAUAAAGCAGCAGUUAUCACUAAUGAUAGAAUUAUCUUUAUUUUAUCACC